Messenger RNA from Camellia sinensis, 381 nucleotides. The record is from RefSeq and is a predicted model, not a curated record. NCBI's taxonomy places the organism in Eukaryota, Viridiplantae, Streptophyta, Magnoliopsida, Ericales, Theaceae.
AUGAGGUUCGUUAAGAGUGGUAAGUUAUCCCAGAGGUUCAUUGGGCCUUUCGAGAUAUUGGAGAGAAUUAGGGAAGUGGCAUAUCGAUUGGCUUUACCGCCACAACUUUUGGGGGUUCACAAUGUCUUUCAUGUGUCGAUGCUCAAGAAGUAUGAACCCGACCCUUCUCAUUUGCUAGAUUGGUUUGAUUUGGAGGUGGAUGAGGAUGCGUCUUACAAAGAGCGACUUAUUCAAAUACUAGAUACCCGAGAGCAAGUGUUGAGGGGUAAAACUAUACCGUUAGUGAAGGUGUUGUGGAGACACCAUGGGGUUGAAGAAGUAACGUGGGAGCGGGAAGCAGAAGUUCGCUCCAAGUAUCCAGAUUUAUUUGAACCUGCCUAA